This is a messenger RNA of Danaus chrysippus (African queen), 702 nucleotides long. NCBI's taxonomy places the organism in Eukaryota, Metazoa, Arthropoda, Insecta, Lepidoptera, Nymphalidae. The record is from the annotation of a GenBank genome assembly.
AUGGGUUUUGUAAGAAAAUGGGAUUCUUCAUGUCCGCGGGUCUACGAUAGUUGGCACAGCAAUGGUGCCAAGUGGUCGAUACAAGACCUCCCGCCAGAAGACGAUAAAAAAGCUCUGCAUCUUCUGAUUAACUACCUCAUUCCUGAUGAACCCCUUUGUUCUCUUAGCAAGUUCAUCGAUGAUCCGGAGAGUUUAAAAUGUAUAACUGAUAUCUGGCGAGAAUGUUUAAGGCAGAGAAUGACACUCGCUUGUUAUAUUGAAGAAGAAGGUGAGAAAACUUUAGCAGCCCUAAAUGUUUGUAUUGUAGACGACGUUGACGAACGAUUUCCAACAAUCAAGGUGGAAGGUGAGGCCUGGAAAAAUGUCUUCUCUGCGAUGGAGUAUGUGCAGCGAAAAUGUGAUCCGUUUAAAUAUUUGGGCUGUAGUAGAAUACUCAAUGCCUUUGGCUUGGUAGUAAAGAAAGAGUAUAGAGGUCAAAAGUUAGGAAGCAGGAUUUUAUCAGCAAGAGAACUCCUGUGUCAUCCUCAUGGUAUACAAGCCACUUCUACAAUAUUCAGUGGUCCAGCGUCACAAAUAUCAGCAGUUCGAUGCGGAUUCAAACCAAUAUCUGAAGCUUCUCUAAAAGAACUCGCCGAAAACGGUUUGAAAUACCCUCCAGAUGAGAACAGGUCCAUAAAACUGAUGGUCAAGAGCUUUGUUUGA